UGUCUUUGUGCUUUUGUGCUGCCAAGAUGACGAUCCUCGUUGAGCAAACCCUACCUGCAGACUUGGGAAUUCAGGAGAAAGGAAUAGUGUCCGAUGUGCCAAAGAAGGUGGAAGACGGUGGCUUCAUUGUGCCUGAAAGCAAUGCUUUUGGAAACACGUUCAGGGAUUAUAGUGCAGACACUGAAAGAAAGGAGAUCGUUAAGGAGCUCUAUCGGCAGAGCCACAUUAACCAAACCUAUGAUUUUGUGAAAGAAAUGAGGGAGAAGUAUAGGAAGCUGGAUCGAGUGGAGAUGAGCAUAUGGGAAUGCUGUGAGCUUCUGAACGAGGUUGUGGAUGACAGCGAUCCCGAUCUCGAUGAACCCCAGAUUGAGCAUUUGUUGCAGACUGCUGAAGCCAUCAGGAAAGACUAUCCUCAAGAGGAUUGGCUGCACUUGACUGCCCUUAUCCAUGAUCUUGGGAAAGUUCUGCUGCUACCAAGCUUUGGAGGGCUUCCUCAGUGGGCUGUUGUUGGUGACACAUUUCCUCUUGGUUGUGCAUUUGAUGAGUCCAAUGUUCAUCCAGAGUUUUUCAAGGAGAACCCUGAUUACAAUAACCCUGCUUACAACACCAAGUAUGGGGUUUAUUCUGAGGGGUGUGGGCUGGAGAAUGUGCUCAUGUCUUGGGGACAUGAUGACUACAUGUACUUGGUGGCUAAGGAAAACAAGAGUACUCUACCAAAUGCUGGGCUGUUUAUCAUCCGAUAUCAUUCCUUUUAUCCUCUGCACAAGUCUGGAGCAUACACCUACUUGAUGAAUGAUGAGGACCGCGAGAAUCUCAAAUGGGUCAAGAUUUUCAACAAUUAUGAUCUUUACAGCAAGAGCAAAGUGAGGAUUGAUGUGGAGAAGGUGAAGCCAUACUAUGAGUCUCUCAUUAAGAAGUACUUCCCAGAGAAGCUCAAGUGGUGAAAUUCUAGGGAGUUUGGAAGUUAUUGGUGGUUCUGUUUCAACUGUCUUAUUAUCUGCUUGAAAACUCGUUGGUUGGAUGGCUUUUUAUUUUUCUUUCUUCUUUUGUGAAAUGUGUUCUGUUAUAGUAAUUUGGUGUAUUGAAAGGGAGUUGGAAAUUGUAAGUUUGGGCUGAAAUGGAUUAUUAUUGUGCUAAGUUAAAUGAAAUUAAAAUAUUUGCAGU
Ipomoea nil (Japanese morning glory) is the source of this 1164-nucleotide messenger RNA. RefSeq names its product probable inositol oxygenase. The record is from RefSeq and is a predicted model, not a curated record. Gene Ontology annotation, biological process: inositol catabolic process. The transcript is spliced from 12 exons. Bases 27 to 944 code for a protein of 305 amino acids. Gene Ontology annotation, cellular component: cytoplasm. Lineage: Eukaryota; Viridiplantae; Streptophyta; Magnoliopsida; Solanales; Convolvulaceae. Gene Ontology annotation, molecular function: inositol oxygenase activity; iron ion binding.